Dioscorea cayenensis subsp. rotundata (Guinea yam) is the source of this 1452-nucleotide messenger RNA. RefSeq names its product growth-regulating factor 4-like. The record is from RefSeq and is a predicted model, not a curated record. The transcript is spliced from 3 exons. Bases 181 to 1209 code for a protein of 342 amino acids. Gene Ontology annotation, cellular component: nucleus. Gene Ontology annotation, molecular function: ATP binding. Gene Ontology annotation, biological process: developmental process; DNA-templated transcription; regulation of DNA-templated transcription. Lineage: Eukaryota; Viridiplantae; Streptophyta; Magnoliopsida; Dioscoreales; Dioscoreaceae.
UCUAUCUUUUUCUUCAUUUAACCCCCUCUUCUUUCUUCUAUUUCGGAUCCACUCCUUUCUCUCUCUCGCUCUCUGUGUUGCGCGGCAAUGGCGGCUGCCAUUGAGGGUGUUGGAGCUGCUUGGGAUUUGCUUCUUGUUUGUGUUGGUGUUUGAAGCUGGUUUCUUUGACUUAGAUCGGAGAUGCAUAGUACUGCGGUGGCGGGAUGGAGGUCGGCGGCGUUCACGGCGUCGCAGUGGGUGGAGCUUGAGCAUCAGGCAUUGAUCUACAAGUACCUCAUGGCUGGAGUCCCUGUUCCCCCUGAUCUCCUCCUGCCUAUCCGCCGGAGCUUCUUCCAUUUCUCUGCUUUGGGUUAUCCAUCCUGUUAUGGAAUGAAGCUGGACCCGGAACCAGGCCGGUGCCGGAGAACCGAUGGUAAGAAGUGGAGGUGUUCCAAGGACGCUCAUCCGGACUCCAAAUACUGCGAACGCCACAUGCAUCGCAGCCGUAAUCGUUCAAGAAAGCCUGUGGAAACGCAAGCCAUCUCCAAGUCACAGUCAUCUUCAUCGACUGUGACAUCCCUGUCUCCCACUGUGAGUGCCGGGAAUGGUCGUGGCUCUGGAAGCUUUCAGAGCUUCCCUUUGCACUCUGUCUCAGGUCGAAAUAAUCCCCAGACUUCACGAAUGGAGUCUAAUGCCCCUUUACUACACAUGGACAGUGCCUCUUUUGGGUUCGAUGAUAAAGAGUUCAGGUAUGUGCAUGGAGGAAAGAGCGACGCAAAUGUGGAUGGACAUAAUGUGUUAACAGGAGAAUCAGCCAGUGACAAAGGCCUUUUAGGAGGGGAGCUGGACAGGUGGUGGAGCUCAUUUCCCUCAUCAAAAUCAAGUUACCAUCCUGAGUUGCAGCUGCAGGCGGCAAAUAACCUCGGGCAAACAGACAUAAUGAGUUCAUUGACAAUGCAGCAGCAUUCAUUGUUAGGAAGUGAGUACGCCGGGUAUGGAUCAAUAUCAUCAGAGCAGGAGAAACAUGAAAGCGGCCAGCAGGUCCUUCGACCAUUAUUCGAUGAGUGGCCAAAGACGAGGGACCAUCACCCGUGGUCUUUAGGUUUCAGCGGAGAUGAUCAUUCUAAUCGGACAACAUCAUCCUUCUCCGCCACACAACUAUCUAUGUCAAUCCCGAUGCCGUCUGCGGACUUCUCUACCACCGCAUGUUCAAGCUCACCCAAUGCCUAAGGCCGAAUUGGUAAAAGGUGAUAUGCUCUGGCCUUGUUACUUUUUUAGUGGUAUCAAUGUGAUAUAUAGUCUUGUAAGCACAAAUGUGAUCGGCAGGGCCUUUCUUUGUGUUUAACCUCUCAUUGAUGCUGAUGAUUAGCAACUGUGUCUUUACAUGAUCUGUGGCAUGCCUUACUCUGAACUGAAUUUGUAAUAACUUAAGAUACAUUAGCCUCUUUCAUGAAUGUUUCUGUUUAAGCUUUA